This is a messenger RNA of Zasmidium cellare ATCC 36951, 777 nucleotides long. RefSeq lists its product as uncharacterized. The coding region runs from base 1 to 777 and encodes 258 amino acids. The transcript has a single exon. The record is from RefSeq and is a predicted model, not a curated record. NCBI's taxonomy places the organism in Eukaryota, Fungi, Ascomycota, Dothideomycetes, Mycosphaerellales, Mycosphaerellaceae.
AUGACCGCGCCUAGCAGAUACCCGGCCCAAACCGACACUGGUGUGCACAGAUAUAAUCGCCGUAAGGCCAGUCCGCCGAAGCGCAAACCCAAGCCGUGGUCCUCACUUUCCAGGCCAGCGAAGAAGAGAACGCACCAUCCUGGCCGAACAUCCUUCGCGUCCACCGUUAUCAGGUCGCUCAGGAACCCGAGACCUUUGAGGCGCACCGUGCCUGUGGACACCAGACGCGGGAAACCAUUGGAAAUGCGUAAAGUCGUGCGGAGAGAUUCCUUCGUUAUGGUUUCUCGCCCUACUGAGGACUUGCGUGGUUCGAAACGACGAGGAGCUGAUAGACGGCUCGCAAGUUCUCGUAACCGUACGAGAAAACGAGGAACGCAGGCCAUGGCUGAUGGCGUUGUCAAGACUCUGGCUUCGAAUCCAGCGGACAAGGCGACGCAUCGAAAUGCCUGUGCGAGAACACUCGGACUUCCGGAGCUGUGCCUCAUGAUCAUGGAAUACCUAGGCGAUCGGUAUCUUCGCAACUGCAUUGUCGCAGGUGGACCCUUCGAAGCGACUGUCAGAGGCUCGUCGAGCUUAAGUAGGGGGUUCUGCCUGAACCAUGACGCGGCGGGGAACGGCUUCCAGCACAAUCCAUUCCUAUUCCGUGAACACAUACUAUGCAAUCACACAUGGAUUCGUGGUGCCUGCGUCUGCGAUCCACUCGGAUUCGAAUCUGUGGAGUGGAGUUGGGCUGGUGUCGGCACCGUUCCAACGAUGGAAAUUCGCUACGCAGCCUAG